CGGGAAAACCCCGAGCGCCGGGCUACCAAGUCCCUGGACGGCGACCUCAGGAGGACCAUUAAAGCGCGCGCAGUUUUCCGCCAGGUCACCGUUGUCGGGGCCAUGAGGAGCCACUGGUGGUGGUGGGGUGCGGCGGGGCUGCUGACGCUCCUCCUCGGGGAAGUGAGAACUAAAUUUGCGCCUUUGCCCGACAUCAACAACCGCACCUUUAUCAAGCAAUACAUCGACGUCCACAACAAGUUCCGCAGCCAAGUCCACCCCUCUGCUUCCAACAUGCUGUACAUGACAUUUGAUUUAGCUUUAGCUAGAAUUGCUAGAGCAUGGGCAAAUAAAUGUGUUUGGAAACAUAAUCCUAAUCAAAAGUACCAUCCUGAUAAUAAAUUUAAGCCAACCGGAGAAAAUAUGUGGAUGGGAAGUGCAAGCGCAAGGCCAAUUAAUAUUGAGAAUCCAAUUGCAGCAUUUAACAGUGAAGUAAAAUACUACACUUUGUCUACCCAUCAGUGCACCAAAGUAUGUGGACAUUAUACCCAGGUAGUUUGGGCUACUUCAUACAAAGUUGGCUGUGCUGCUGUUUACUGCCGCUACAUGGAUGGAAAGGAAAAAAAUAAUAACAUUGUAGUGUGCAAUUACGCUCCAGCGGGCAAUUACCGUGGAGUACGCCCUUAUAAAGAGGGAAAACCAUGCAGCAACUGUCCAAAAGGAGACACUUGUAAAGACAAUCUCUGUAGAAAUUCUGAACGCGAGAAAGAAAACAGCUUGCGUUAUUCACGAUGGUAUCCACCAUUUGAAAGGCGGAUUAUAUGUGAUCCAUCUUGUAUUGCUGUUGCAGUUUUAAGGCCAUUGUUAAUGUUUCUGGCAUUUGCUGUUGUUUAUUACUUACAAAUCUCUUAUCCGGGUUUAAGUUUUUCUAAAUAAUCUUCAGUAUUUUAUAUGCAUAAAAUUUUCUUUGACUACUUUGGUUAAACAUAAGAUUAUAUUUACAUGAACUGUUACAUUAUUUUCUAGUUCUAUUUUUUUAAAGUAGAUUUGGUUCAAGUCAUUGUUUUUAUGGAAUUUUGUCAAAUUCUUAAUGCUUUUUUUAUUGAUGAUACGAAUGUAAAACAAAAUAUAUUUAAUAUGUUCCAUGUUUUGUUAACAUUAAAACAAGGGAGAUGUGAUUAAUAAAUGUUAAUGUGAUAAACUG
Pseudonaja textilis is the source of this 1183-nucleotide messenger RNA. Its product is annotated as GLIPR1-like protein 1. Gene Ontology annotation, cellular component: extracellular region. The record is from RefSeq and is a predicted model, not a curated record. Lineage: Eukaryota; Metazoa; Chordata; Lepidosauria; Squamata; Elapidae.